AUGUUCUCAAAUGAAACUUUCAUAGGUCGAAACCAGCGUGGGAGACUUACUGACAGCGAAUCGGAGGAGAGACGGGAACAUGACGGCGGGGCCUGCGUAAGGUCCCGCCACGCUAUGGGCUCUAACAUCAGCCAGCACUCGUCGAAGGGUCUCAAAGGGCGCAGGGCUAGGUCCAGCGGAGACCUUUGCAAUGGCGACUCCAAGAGCCAGACAGAGUCCUCGGUCUGCGGGUCCGUGGUGGGUGACGUCAUGGGCUGGAACCGGUCGCUGCCCAACCACCUCGACGGCAACCGCCAUCUAGCGGACUAUAGCAGAAUCAACAACAACUAUGGAGAACUCGGGACCUACAACAGAUGCCAGAAAGGGGGUCGCGGCCUACGAUACAGAGUCUCAAAGUCCGGAUCAGACGCUGAGCCCGUGUGGAAGCUGCAAGAAGCGCAAUUCGACCAGGGUUAUGGUUCGGAGCGGUCGCCCGAAGAAGAUUGCGGGCCGCCGAUAGCCCCCGCCGUCUCCCUAGACGAGUACGAGGCGGAACUUCGAAGCGUGUACCCAUUCAUCACCGAGGAAAACACCUUUACCGUGGUGGUGGAGAAAGACGGCAGAGGGCUCGGCAUGUCUGUUUGCGGAGGCGGCGGUCUGGUCAGGAUACGGAGGCUGUACCCACCGCAGCCCGCGUGGAGGACUGGUCGUCUCGCACCCAGAGACCUUCUUCUGUCCGCAAACGGGGUCCCGUUAGCUGGACUUAGCACUUACGAGGCGUUGGAAGUUCUGCGGACUGCUGCCAUGCGCGUUGAGCUGCGAGUGUCUCGGCCGCCCAGCGACGCGCUGGAGAGCGUCACUCCGCCGGAGCCCCCCACGCCACCCGCACGCACCCCUCACCCGCCACACCUUCCACCCAUCGACCCGCUCAACUGUCACCCGUUACACGCCAGGCUGUCUCAAACCACCAGCAGUGCUACCACAUCGUCUUCUGAAGGAAGGGGGCGUCGUGAAGCUAGCCCUGAAGUUGACAGACGUGAUUUGCAUCUUCCGGACCUCGACAGACCGUUGCCAGUCUACGAUGUUCAAUACGGGGAAUUCGACAUUGUCAUGACGAAGGUAAACGGAUCCCUCGGAUUCACUUUGCGCAAGGAAGACCACAGUGCCUUGGGCCACUACGUCCGCGCUCUAGUUCGGGAGCCAGCCCUCAGCGAUGGAAGGAUACAGCCUGGCGACAGGAUUGUUGCGGUGAACGACACCCCGAUGUCGAACAUGUCGCACACCGAGGCCGUCGCGUUCCUUCGCGCGUGCGGCUCCGAGGUGCGGCUGCGGCUGUACCGCGACCACGCCGCCACCCCCCUCUCGCCGAUGUCGCCGAAAGACGACGGGCCCACCGACUCCGAUCCGCCUCUCAGCAGGCCGAAACCACCGCUGAGACCAGAAGCAGUGUCGAUGCUGUGCGACCUGGCCGCUCGGCGGCUGACUCCGGACAUCGUAGACGGCCCUCGCUCCCCGUGCCUCUCGCCGCGGAAGUUCCGCAAGCUGACUAAGGACAUUGCCUCAAUCAACCACUACGAACAGCCCACUGAUGCUCCAAGCGACAUAGGCCUAGAGAAACACUGUGCGGUACCGGCCGCCGACCCGACCUGUAAGGACGCUCGGCGAUCGCAACGCCAGCACACAGUUACCCCCGCCAGCCCCACGGCCCCGCCCACAUGUAGAAAACAAAAGUUGAGCCUGACAGUGCCGCCGCACGGCUACGAGCUGAACAACCUGGACAACGAGGCGCUGGACGCGCCACACGUCUACCAGGAGAGCAGACAUGAGGGCAGACAGAGGUGCGAGGAGCCGGAGUUCCCCGUACCCCACGAGCCGUUGUCUAUGCCCGCCGAGCUAUCGAGCGACGACGCCCGCUUCAAGCACUCCAAUCCAGCAUACCAAAGCGCCGUCCUCCACACGUCCAGCAGCGAAGCGACCUCCGACGGCCACAAAGACGACGGCAGCGGCUUGAAAAAAUGGAAGGGUGUGGCGCUUUCUCCGGAGAACGUGCGCAAAGCUCUCCCCGAGGGGCCAAAUCCGAGAGAAGCCGAUCCAGCUCAGAAGGAGAACGUCAAGCCGGAACCGACACCAGAGAGCAUUGCUGAUGAAGAAGUCAGUGAUGAACCAACGAUAGUGACGGUGGAACUGAACCGGGGAUGGAACAGCCGGCUGGGCUUCAGCGUGCAGAGCCACCCGGAGUCCGGCCAGAGCUACAUAUCGGCCGUGUACAGCGACAGCGUGGCGGCUCGCGACGGCCGGUUGAGACGCGGCGACGUCAUUCUACAGGUUAACGACGAGAACGUUACAUCAAUGAAAACACCAGAAGUGAUAGACUUACUGCGAAUACUGCGAGGCUCGAUUUGCAUAACUGUACUGCGGCCACCUAACUCGCAG
This is a messenger RNA of Iphiclides podalirius (scarce swallowtail), 2412 nucleotides long. Lineage: Eukaryota; Metazoa; Arthropoda; Insecta; Lepidoptera; Papilionidae. The record is from the annotation of a GenBank genome assembly.